Molecule: messenger RNA, 2647 nt
Organism: Poecile atricapillus (Black-capped chickadee)
Lineage: Eukaryota; Metazoa; Chordata; Aves; Passeriformes; Paridae
Gene: NTAQ1
Product: N-terminal glutamine amidase 1
Exons: 6
Coding region: 214-876 (220 amino acids)
Cellular component (GO): cytosol; nucleus
Molecular function (GO): protein-N-terminal asparagine amidohydrolase activity; protein-N-terminal glutamine amidohydrolase activity
Source: RefSeq, a predicted model, not a curated record
UGCGCCCGGCGGCGCGGGGCGGGGUCGGCUCGGCAGCUCCGCCUCGUCCCGCCCGCCUGAGGGUCCCAGCAACUCCAGCCGCCGCUCCGGCCGUACCCGCAAAGUGCCCGCGCCGAGCGAGGAUGGCCGCGGUUUCCUCGGGGACGGCAUAGCAGCUAACCCCCGCCGGGCCCGGCGCUUCCUGCGCCGCCCUCAUCCCCGCUCAGACCUGCCAUGGCGCGGCCUGAGGCCGGUUAUGAGGCGGCGGUGCGCCCCCGCCCCGCCUGCACCUACACCAGCUGCUACUGCGAAGAAAAUGUUUGGAAGCUUUGUGACUACAUCAGGAGUCAGGAUCGGCACCCUUUAGAAGAAUUUUAUGCUGUUUUCAUAUCCAAUGAUAGGAGGAUGAUUCCACUCUGGAAGCAGAAAUCUGGACAUGGAGAUGAGCCUGUUGUCUGGGACUACCAUGUUAUUCUACUUCAUGUUACCAGUGGGGAGCAGAACUUCAUUUAUGAUCUUGACACAGUGUUGCCGUUUCCAUGUCCUUUUGAUGUGUACAGUGUGGAGGCCUUUAGGUUGGAUGACAGCCUUCGUCCAGAGUUUCACAGAAUGAUUCGAGCAGAUUUGUACUUGAAGACAUUUGCUUCAGACAGAUCUCAUAUGAAGGAUGCAGAUGGGAAAUGGCAGAAACCUCCUCCUCCAUACCCUUGCAUUGAAACUGCAGGUCUGCAGGUCCCUGCCAGCAGCCUGCUCCAGCAUGGGCUUCCCAUGGGGAUCACAGCCUCCUUUCAGGCAUCCAGCUGCUCCAGCCUGAGCCUCCUCCAUGGGCUGCAGGGGCACAGCUGUCUCACCAUGCUCUGGUGCCUUCAGCACCUCCUGCCCCUCGUUCUUCACUGACCUUGGUGUCUGCAGAGUUGUUCCUCCCACAUAUUCUUACUCCUCUCUGGCCACAAUUACUUCUGUGCAAUAGCUUUUUUUAAUUUCUUAAAGGAAGAGGUACUACAGCAAUCACUGAUGGGCUCAGCCUUUGCCAGAGGUGGGUCCAUCCCAGAGCUGGCUGGCACUGGCUCUGUUGGACAGGAGGAAGCUUCCCUCCCCGGCUACCAAAACAUUUUAGAAUUUAAUUGUGAAAUUUUGAUCAUGAACAAAUUAAGCAUUUUUCUUCUGCUGGUAACUCAAAGGGAAUAAAUCUUAAACAGUAUUUGUCCUAUUCACAGGGUUGCAAAAUAAAUCAUCAAAAAUAAGCUUACAUGGAGUCAUAAAUUCCGGUCUAUGCCUAAAAAAAUUGAAGCUGGCACAAGGUGAUUUUUUAAAAACAUUUUUCUAAAAGGGAAACAACUCCAACCAAUAAAACAACAACAAAAAAACCUCUCAGACUCCUCAGUAUCUCCUCAGAACUCACAUGCUAAGCAUUAGCCUCUUGGAACUGGCUCUGCUCUAGCUGUUUUUUAGAGUUAGGCCUCUGUGUUUUUUUACUGGCAUUGCUCUGGCCUCUGUUCUUCUCUGCUGCUAUGGAUGGCAGGAGAGGCUGGCCGACCUAACUGGCUACACAGUGCUUUCUCACCUUGCCCUGUCCUCAAAGCUGCUCUGCUGGAAUAAACAUAUGUGAGCUGCAACACAUUCCCCUGAUCCCACCUGGUUUCCAGUUACCUCCUGUUGAAAGAAAACAGGGUAUUUUGUUCAAAUAAUAAAAACUAAGAAAAUGAGAUUUGGUGAACAAAUUCAUUAUUCUAGAGCUGGUGAACCCAACCUUGGGUUUUCUUUUAAAUCUUCUUUCCACAAAGUAAUGAGGGCUGAUUCUGUUUAAGUGAUGACUUGGGAUGAGGUCAGCCCUCCUUACUGCAAGCCUGUGUAAAAUACAGCUUGUACAGUGCAUUUCAAAAUCACUCCGAACAGAUGGUCAUAUGGCUUAUGUACAAGUGUUAUUAGCAGCUCUAACACUGAAAAGCACUGCUUUGAAUUCCACUUCUCCCAGGGUGUUUGGUGCACACUUGCUGGAUUGAUUUGCAAAAGCUUUAUGUUCUUUUUAUUAUUAAUAAAAUACCUGGUAGUCAAUAAUGAUGGGGUUUUACUCGGGUUGUUUUUUUUUUUUUUAUUUUGAAGACUGUUUGUAGGACAGCUGAGAACUUCUGGAGACACUGUGUAUCAAACAUGUAUGUAACAGGAAAUGUGUUAGACAGAGGCCUGACAGAUGUCUGCAGUUGCUUUUUGUAUCUCCUCUCUUAAGCAGUGGCGGGAUCCUAGUGAAAGUGAAAAGGCACUGAUAAGGAUACAAGUAGCUACUAUGCACUUGGUGGGAGCUUUCUGCUGCUCUCAUUUGAGAAUAAAACUCCGGUCUUUCAAGUUAGGUCCUUAGUUCAUAAGCUUUUGUGGAAGUAAUGACUCAAGUCCAAUAGCUGCAAUAAAGACACAACUAAGAAGUAUUUAUAUUCCCAGUGGCUUGUUGAAAUUAUGCCACUUCCUGUAAUAGAUAAUUUGCAGUGGUGAGCUGUGUUUAGCAUUGAAAUCAAGCAGGAUUGUUUGCACAGUCAGUUAUAUUUUAGCUGUGGAGACAGCAGCCCCCCAUUUGAGAGUGGAAAGAGUUCUUCUGACUUAUCUCCCUGCUCAGACAAGGGAGGAUGGUCUGAAGAGAACUGUAAACACCUACACAAGUCUGAAGGGUCACAAC